ACCCGCACCAAAAAGGGCUCCCGGAGCAUCCCCGAGUACCUCACAGAGAUGCAGUCAAUCGCUAAUGACCUUGCCUUGGCUCAGAAUCCGGUCUCGGAACAAGAUUUCCUUGUUCACGUACUGAAUGGUCUAGGGCCGGAGUUUGGUGAUAUUACUUCAGCCAUACGUGUCAGGGAGACUGCCCUUCCUAUUUCUGAACUUCAAUCAAUUCUCCUUGAACGUGAGGCCAAACUACAUGAAGAAGCUGCUGCUGCUCCACCUUUGGUUCCUACGGUCAACAUAACAUAUCAAAAUCCAAGGUCCAAUCCUCAAUCUGAUCGACGCUCUGCAGGAAGUGAUAGGCGCACAAAUGGCCCCAGACGUGGACGUGGGGGCAUGCAUCCAUCUGCCUCACGUUCCACUCCCAGUGUGAUAUGCCGUUUUUGUGAUAAUCUUGGUCAUGAAGUUCAGGCGUGCAGAAAACUCCAACGUUUUUUGCGUGAUAAUAAGAUACCCUAUCCGGCAGUUCCUAAUAUUCAGCACACAACAACUAUGACUCCGGGAAAUCAGCCAUGGCUAUUUGACAGUGGCGCGUCACACCAUGUCACUUCCGAUGCAUCACAGCUUCCGGCAUACUCUGAGUAUGGCGGUCCAGAUGAGGUUCACUUGGGUAAUGGAUCGCAUUACGGGGGCGCCUCUACUACGAGGGGAGAAUCAUCAUGAUGUGUAUUAUGCACCAGUUCGUUCGUCACCACAAGUUUAUCUGUCUCAAGCCUUGGGCUCCUCAGCCUGGCACCAUAUUUUUGGUCACCCAUCUCAUCGUGUUUUCAAGUUCUUAGUCAGUCAAAAUACUAUUCCAAUUUCAGGUCAUGACACUGCCGUGUCUCAUUGUAAUUCGUGUCAUAUUAAUAAAAGUACCAAACUUCCAUUCUUUAAUAAUACCAUGCAUGCCAGUCA
This is a messenger RNA of Cuscuta epithymum, 936 nucleotides long. The record is from the annotation of a GenBank genome assembly. NCBI's taxonomy places the organism in Eukaryota, Viridiplantae, Streptophyta, Magnoliopsida, Solanales, Convolvulaceae.